CUUCUUACACUUGGACAUCGAUUUGAUAACCUUGUUCCCUACCUUUAUACUUCUUGAUUGCCCACGUUACUGAAUUAGCAACAAGUCCACAAAUUGCGCGAAUGCAUUCUACUCUCCCCUUCAGCUAAUUAUUAGCCUCAUGUCAUUCAAGCGAUCCCGUGCCACCUUCGAAGCCGACCUCCAAGCUCAGCAAUCGCCCUACGUCCUUUUCGGCACCCCCCUGCCACCUCUCGAUCCCGAAGUCCGCGACGACGGUUCCUACGUCCCGGUAUGGAAGCAGGAAGUGCGGGAUGAGCGCGGUCGAAAGCGUCUCCACGGCGCCUUCACAGGCGGCUGGAGCGCUGGGUACUUCAACACCGUUGGGUCAAAGGAAGGAUGGACACCCUCGACCUUUGUCUCCUCGCGCACGAAUCGCCGCAAGGAUGACGCGGCCCCUAAGCAGCAGCGGCCCGAGGACUUCAUGGACGAGGAGGAUCUAGCUGAUGCGGAAGAGGCGCAAAAACUACAGACGGCACAAGGGUUUGCCGGCCUAGGAGCUACGGAUGAGGAUGGCUUGAUGCGACGAGGCGGUGGGCUUGCCGAUCUAUUCCGAGUUCAAGGGGACACGAUGGGCGUCAAGCUUCUACGAAGGAUGGGUUGGAAGGACGGCCAAGGAAUCGGCCCUAAAGUCCGCCGAAAAGCUCGACUCGACGUUAGCAGCAAAACUGGCAGCUCUACUCAGGAAGGAGGAGAGACGUAUCUCUUUGCGCCAGAUGAUGUGGCUUUGAUUUCUUUCACGAGGAAGCUAGACCGCAAAGGAUUAGGCUACGAGGGAGAGGCUAGGUUAACACCGAUGAAGGCGGACACAAGAAUAGAAGCUGGCUCAAGCUCCGACGAAGACUCGCACAACGGACCCUUAAUACGUCCGGGCGCGCUUAAGAAAAAGAAACCGAGUAAAUUUGGGAAAGGUGGAAUCGGUAUUGGCGUAUUAAACGACACGGGAUCCGACGACGAAGAUCCAUACGAGAUCGGACCACGAAUAUCAUAUAAUAGAGUUAUAGGAGGAGACAAAAAGAAGAAGAAAGCAACGAAUAUAACAACAUCAGCCAACCCGGCGUUGCGCUCCGCACCCGUUUUCAUAUCCCGGAAGAACGCCCUCGCACAAGCAGGCAAGAACCUGCGAAAAUGCCACGACGGCCGCUUGCCCCUUGACGGCUUCGUCUUUGGCGUCGAGACGGACGACCUAUCAUCUACCAUCAACACCCAAGUCAACAAGUACCCGCCCCCCGAAAUACCACCAGGCUGGAAAUCCAGCAAGCAGCGCGAAUCCGACACGCCAGCAGCAGGCUACGUAUCCGCCGCCGACGCAGCCAAGGCAUCCAAACUAGACCCUAGAUCCCGCGCCGCCCUCCUAGGCGAGGCCCAACUCCCGGGUAAAUCCGUCUUCGACUUCCUAUCUUCCUCCGCGCGCGACCGCCUCGCCACCGCAACCGGAAAGACUAAUCUUCCUCCCGGCCUGGGCGAGAUCCCCGAGGGAUACGCUCUAAGCGAGGAAGAAAAGCGGCAGGAGCUCUUGCGCCAGAUCCCCGAGCUCGAUAAGAUGACUGCCGCGGCCGCAAUAGCUCGCGGCGCGAGCGGUGGUGCGGCACCGUACGCAGACGACGAGGCGAAGCGCGCGCGGUACAGGGCGUAUCUCGAAUGGGCCGCAGGGUUUAGCACGAACCCGCCCUCCCGACUCCCCAGCGUCAGCGUGGAAGAUUGGCUGCGCGAGCUGCACGAAUUCCGCAGCUGCGCGCUGAUUUUCAAGCCCAUGACAGGCGCCAUGGCCUCGCGGUUCACUACUUCUUCUUCUUCUUCGUCUACCUCAAAAUCAGCUACCGGCUCCUCCAGCACUGCCCCCUCCUCGGAUCGCGAUUUAUUGUCCGUGCCGCCGCAGAAACCGGUCGACCCCGCGGAGCAAGCUGCACGUCUGGGCAUGUACGGCUCUAUGACGAGGUCCGUGUGCGACUUCUACCCGACGAGGUUGCUGUGCAAGAGGUUUAAUGUGAAGCCCCCUGCGCACGUGCAGCCGGACCAGCAGUCGGAGUCGGAUAGGGGAGCAGGAGCAACAGCAGCAGCGUCGAAGAGCUCGUAUAGCGCUAGUGCGGGUAUUCCUGGGUUUACAACGGGUGCGAUGACGUUAGAUGAGCUAUUGCAGUCGGCGCAGACGCAGGCUAGUAGUAGCAAUGCCGAAUCACCAGCACCAGCACCAAAAGUAAUAGAGCCGCCGCCGCCGCCGCCGAAGAUAGAAGAAGCGGUGGUAAACGCCGAAGUUAACGACGCGGUAGAGGGCAAGCGGGCGCAGGACGAUGUGCUAAGGGCUAUAUUUGGGGAUAGUAGCGACGAGGAGGAUUAGACUAGACUAGACUGCCUGCCUAAAGGACGAAUCCUAGGUAUGAGAGAUAUGUAUGAUGGAAAUAGUUGGUACCUAGUUAUAAGGUAAUUACCUGUUAUACCCCGCGGAGAACGAUUCUAUACGAUACGAAGGUGAAGAAUAUUCACCGCAAAGCUCUAGGAGUGCCCGAUAAUGUUUAUCAUAUUACAACACUACAAUACGUACCUUAAGGGAAGACUAUAUAGAUGAUAAAAAUGGCUUUCCGAGUUAUAUUCGCUCGCUUUUCACGCCAUCGUUGCGGCUUUAGUUUAUGGAUUCUAUAGUUAGGGCUCUCUCGUUACAGAUUUAC
Messenger RNA from Daldinia vernicosa, 2702 nucleotides. RefSeq names its product DUF1604-domain-containing protein. Gene Ontology annotation, biological process: mRNA processing. Gene Ontology annotation, molecular function: RNA binding. Bases 140 to 2374 code for a protein of 744 amino acids. The transcript has a single exon. Gene Ontology annotation, cellular component: nucleus. Lineage: Eukaryota; Fungi; Ascomycota; Sordariomycetes; Xylariales; Hypoxylaceae. The record is from RefSeq and is a predicted model, not a curated record.